This is a messenger RNA of Olea europaea var. sylvestris, 2625 nucleotides long. RefSeq names its product protein GRAVITROPIC IN THE LIGHT 1-like. The transcript has 2 exons. NCBI's taxonomy places the organism in Eukaryota, Viridiplantae, Streptophyta, Magnoliopsida, Lamiales, Oleaceae. Gene Ontology annotation, biological process: response to red or far red light; negative gravitropism. The coding region runs from base 656 to 2002 and encodes 448 amino acids. The record is from RefSeq and is a predicted model, not a curated record.
GUUUGACAAUUAUGCUUUAACUCAUUGAUGAUACGGGCAUACGAUCACCAAGUGUUGUGUAGUGUCUUAAUUGCAUCUGUAGCGUUGUGGAUUCCACUCUUGUUUGCAUGACUCGUAUAUGGUACUCAUUCGGCACGGCUCCUAAAUCAUCGCAAUGACAUAACUUCAUUUAUUGGCCAUAAAAGGUAGUCAUUGAAUGCUUGUUUCGUAUUUUGUUUAGGAUUUCCUAUAUGAGCACUGAGCCAGUGAGCCUUGUAGGAUAUUCCGAUACUCAAAAUGUGCACGUUGAUUACAUUGUUGCAUUGAAUUUUGAUUUUGUUUGAUAGCAAUAAAAACAGCAACUAUGCCGUAUAAUUGCCACCCCCAUUACAUAUUUAAUAGGUUCCCGUCAAAUAUUUUUGAUGGAUUCGAUAUUUUAUAAAGCUUGGUCCAAUGGGAGUUAACUUUUAGUAUUAUAUGGCCAACUUGCCUGUAACAGAAUAUUCAGAACAAUAGUAAACAUGCUUUUAAAAAGUUGUUACUUUCUCCAAUUGUACAGUUCUUGACUUUAUUCAUAUAUCCUUCCCGCAAUCACCGAUGAUGCAAUGAGUCAUCUUUUUUGCAGAUUACAUGGCAUUUUGAGUAUACGGGAUGGAAUUUUAGAUACGUGUUUUCAAUGGUUUCAGUCGAGGCAAUUACCCCAAGUAAAAGUAGGUGGGUACGCACUUUGUCUAAGAUUUUGCACAUUGGAGAUGUGACGGUCAAAUGUUCAGACGAUCAAAUUCAAAAGACUACAUCUGAUGAGAAGAUAUCUAAUGAUCCGAAUAAAAGUACCCAACUUCCCUCUGGUGAUAAAGACGAGGAGAUUCAUGAUAGGGCGGUGAAAGAAGCUUUUCUUUCCAAACUGUUUGCUAGCCUCUCUACCAUCAAAGCCGCAUAUGCCCAGUUGCAGUUUGCGCAAUCUCCUUAUGAUGCUGAUGGGAUUCAAUCUGCAGAUCAGAUUAUAGUUUCCGAGCUAAAGAAUUUGUCUGAAUUGAAGCAGUGUUACUUGAAGAAUCAAUUAGAUGAUACAUCUCCAGAGGAUACUCAGAUUUUGGCUGAAAUUCAGGAGCAGAAGAGUCUGCUGAGAACUUAUGAAAUUAUGAGUAAAAAAUUGGAUUGUCAGCUUAAACUUAAAGACUCUGAAAUAACCUUUCUUAAAGAGAAACUAGCAGAAGCUAACAGAGAUAACAAGUCACUCGAGAAGAGAUUAAAUUCAACUGGGCAGUUAGCAGUGCCUGACAAUAUUCCUUUAUCCGGGUUAAGCCCCAGUCAUUAUAUUGCAUAUCUAGGGCAGUGUAUAAAAGCAGUUAGAAGUUUUGUGCGAUUGCUAAUUAGAGAGAUGGAAUCUGCAGGGUGGGAUUUGGAUGCUGCAGCGAGUUUGAUUGAACCCGGUGUUUCUUUUUGGAAGCCAAACCAUAAAUGUUUUGCAUUUGAAUCCUUUGUUUGCAAAGAAAUGUUUGACGGUUUUAAUUACCCAAAUUUCUCCAUCAAACAAGAGUCCUUGUCUGAGAAGAAUAAACGACGGCAGCUUUUCUUUGAUAAAUUCAUGGAGUUGAAAUCUGUAAGACCAGCCGAUUACUUAACAUGGAAGCCUAAAUCUGCAUUUGCGACGUUUUGUCGCACUAAAUACUUGCAACUUAUUCAUCCAAAGAUGGAAGCAUCUCUUUCUGGCAAUUUGGAUCAGCGGAAAUCAGUGAAUUCAGGUGAAUAUCUGGAAGCACCCUUCUUCCUGUCAUUUGCAGCGAUGGCAAAGCACAUAUGGCUCCUACACUGCCUGGCCUUAUCUUUUGAUCCUGAAGUCUCAAUCUUUCGAGUGACCAAGAAGAGUCGUUUUUCUGAAGUUUAUAUGGAGAGCUUAAGCGAUGAGGCUUUCUUGUCAUCAGAUGGCACACUCGAAAACAACCCUCUUGUGGCUUUCACAGUGGUUCCAGGAUUCAAGAUCGGGAAGACUGUUAUUCAAUGUCAGGUGUAUCUUCACUGAUCAUGAAUUCCUAACAGCUCUUAGCUGCAAUUAGGAUGUUUGAUAAGGUAUAUUUGACAGUACUAGAUAACAUUAGAGAAGAAAAUGGCGUUAAAAUCUUGUUCAAUAUACUUUGCAAUCUUGUCGAGUACUAUUUACCAAACGCGCUAUAUAAAACGUCUGGUAAAAGUAUUGGAUGGUACAAUAACAAAAUUUUAACUCCGUUUUCCUAUGUAAUGUAUUCUGGUAUGUCUAAUCCCCCUUAAAAUAUGCCAUAAGCGAGAUAAUUAGGCUUAACGUCUGAUCCGACAACAUCAUGGAUUGAAAUCUUUUCCUCCCUUAAUCAUUCAUGGAGAAUGAUUGCCAUAACUUGCUCCUGGUAUGGACUUUUCUUUUUGUAAAGGAAGGGAAGUGGAAAGGCCUUUGCAAAAUCAAACUAAGGAGAUUCCUUUGCAUUAUGUUAUGCCUUUUUAGAAUUGCCCAUUUUUGUUAAUAACUGGCUUUUCUUGAAGGAUGGUAUAGCUGCAUACUUAAGAACUUCUUUUAAUAGUAUUGUUUUUUAUCUGCAAAUAUAGCAUAAAGAAGAUAUAUGUACAUUUUUAAUAACCAUCUGUAUAUAUGCUGCACAUCAGGGCAUUUUUCUC